This is a messenger RNA of Striga asiatica, 975 nucleotides long. NCBI's taxonomy places the organism in Eukaryota, Viridiplantae, Streptophyta, Magnoliopsida, Lamiales, Orobanchaceae. The record is from the annotation of a GenBank genome assembly.
AUGUAUUUCACGCAGCAAUCACCAUGGCGCCAUCACAGCUCGCGACCAGCCACGGAAUCCGCCAUGUCCGACCACCGGAGACCACUUUUAAGACCUAAGCAACCAUCCUUAUCGACGGAGAAGAAUCCUAGACGUCAAAAGCACGCCGGAAAAGCGGCGCGACCGGAAGCUGCCGGAAUCCAUAUUUAUGCUUUUAUUUAUGUUAUGGAGAAUGGUGAAGGGUGUUAUGUUCGCAAAAUGAUAUCUACCCCUCCCUACAUUCGCCCGCCCGCCUGGCAUUACAACACUACUGUACAAAAAAACCAACGAACAAAGAAAUCGGAAAGCAAACUCCAUGAAUUCGAAUCCAACAAUCCACGACAAACCAAAAACAAGCAUAAAGAAGCAUUAUCACGGGCUCUGAACAAUACCGGGCUUCUUCGUGGGCUCGGGCCCACCUUUGCACCUCAUCUCGAGUACCUUCUUGUGCGAGUUCGAGUGAAGCGCCGGCACAAAUGUCGGGCUCGCCGCCGGUCGGUACUCUGGAAACAGCCGGCCCGACUUGUGGCGGACCCCACACGCGUUGCAAAGAGUCUUCGGGCCCAUUGGGCCCGAUCGCCACUGUGGCGUCUUUGUGAUCUCACAGUGCAUGCACUUCCGGAUCGGGACUUCCUUCGUGGGCCCGGUGGCAGCUGCCCUGAUUUUCUUCUUCUGCUGCUUCUGUUUGGGCUGGGAUGGGCCCAGGCCCAAUUCGACGAGCUGGAUUGUGGGCCUGGCGGCGAAGGUCACGGGCCGGGGGCGUUUGCUUCGGGCCUUCUGGGGCCCACGGCAAGGAUUUGGGCUGAGCGGCGGCUCGGUUUUCUCGACCGAGCAGGAAGAGGUGCUGCUUGUGGUGCUCUCGAGUACGGAGAUUGGGCUCGAAGUUUGGAAGUGUUUGUGAUUGGGCCCGUCGUUUGUUUCUGCAAACGGGGGCCCACUGUUUUUUCCGAUGGUUAG